AUGGCAGAUGCGAAACCGGUGUCCAUUCCAGCAGAUCCGAGCGUGAGGUUGGGCAAAUCCAUGGGUCCCAACGGUCCGGAAGAAGAAGCUGAAAUGAAGAAGGUGCCAUUCAAAGAAGCGGUGGGAUGUCUGUCGUUCACGGCUCAAGUAACUCGCCCGGACAUUUCCUAUGCGGUCAAUGCAGUGAGUCAAUUUUGUUCGAAUCCAGGACGACAGCACUGGGAAGCAGUCAAGAAAAUCAUCCGCUACUUGAAGGGUACUACAACGAAUAAGCUGGAGUACAGCAAGCGUGGAUCAUCUGAGCUGGUCGGUUUUAGCGAUGCCGAUUGGGGAGGAGAUCCGGACAACCGAAGGUCGACGACUGGCUACGUGUUCACGAUGCAGGGAGGAGCCAUUUCGUGGAACGUCAAGAAGCAGCCGACUGUCGCCUUGUCAUCUUGUGAGGCGGAGUACAUGGCUCUGUCUCGAACCAUACAAGAGGCCAUGUGGUGGACGAACUUGCGGUCGCAGAUUUUCGAGGAGGAACCAGUGCUGAUUCAUUGCGACAACCAGGGAGCAAUCAGCAUCGCUGGAAACGGAGCAUACAACCCCCGAACGAAGCACGUGAGCAUUCGUUACCACUUCGUGCACGAGAGUCUGAAGGAAGGAGCGGUAAAGGUGAAAUACAUCCCGACGACGGAUCAACCAGCUGAUGGUUUUACGAAGCCUUUGGCCGUACAGAAGCAGCAGCAGUUUUGUAAACUCGUAGGCGUCACGGAUUAG
Uranotaenia lowii is the source of this 762-nucleotide messenger RNA. RefSeq lists its product as uncharacterized. Bases 1 to 762 code for a protein of 253 amino acids. The record is from RefSeq and is a predicted model, not a curated record. NCBI's taxonomy places the organism in Eukaryota, Metazoa, Arthropoda, Insecta, Diptera, Culicidae. The transcript has a single exon.